This is a messenger RNA of Dermochelys coriacea (leatherback sea turtle), 1207 nucleotides long. RefSeq names its product gamma-crystallin 2-like. Gene Ontology annotation, molecular function: structural constituent of eye lens. Lineage: Eukaryota; Metazoa; Chordata; Testudines; Dermochelyidae. The record is from RefSeq and is a predicted model, not a curated record. The coding region runs from base 50 to 406 and encodes 118 amino acids. The transcript has 3 exons. Gene Ontology annotation, biological process: visual perception; lens development in camera-type eye.
CAGAGACUUCCAGGGCCGCUCCUAUGCGGUCACCACCGAUCAGCCAGAUAUGCAUGCUCACCUUAACCGCUGCAACUCAAUCCAGGUGGAAAGUGGCUGUUGGAUGAUCUACGAGCGCCCCCAUUACAUAGGACAUCAGUACUUCCUGAAAAAGGGGGAAUAUACAAAUUACCAGCAAUGGAUGGGGUUCAAUGACUCCGUCAAGUCCUGUUGCAUAAUCACACCAGGAAACCGAGGUACAGAAAGGAUACGAGUCUAUGAGACAAAUGAUGUGGGAGGCAGGAUGACGGAAUCCUUCUGUGACUAUCCUUCUCUCUAUGACGAAUUUCAUCCCAGGGACAUCCAGUCCUGUCACAUUUUUGAAGGAAACCAGAUUUUCUGUGGGCAGCCAAACUACCAAGCAUGAUGGUACCUCCUGAGACCCAGAGAGUACUGGGGAGUCACUGACUGGGGAGCCGUGACCGCCAUCGUUGGUUCCUUUAGGCCAACAGCAUACGUUCCCUAAGCAGCACACACUUCCAUGCUGUAAACUCGUCUCUUCAUUGAGGUAAUACUAUUUAAACAAUUUGUUGCUCUUUUGGGUUGGGAUGUUCAAAGUUGCCUAAUGGAAGUUAGGUUCCCAAUUGCCCUUCAGUGUUUAAGGCCCGAUCCAAAGCUCAUUAAAGUCCAUGGGAGUCUUUGGAUCAGGCACUUAAGUGGCAGGGUCCAAUCUGGCUCACCGGCCUAACACUAGUAGUUCCACGGAAAUCAGUGACCCGGAUUAACUCCAGAGUCAAGCUCAGAAAACAAAUAGGCAAAACACAGCUACAGCCAAAUUGCUGAAAUGGAAUUUGAUCUGCCGAGUGAGAUUCACAUAAAUGACUGCAUGAUUCUGCGCUUCGCAAAAUGGUUUUCAGUUCUUGUUGGAAGAGACGCGAACGUUCAUCUUCAGGAUGUUCUGAACGACUCUUCCCAGCAUGACUUUUCAGUCCUGUAACACAGAGUCAAUGGACCAUAUUCUGAACCUGCACUCAUUAUGACCUGUACCUUACUUCAGGAGAGGCCCCAUGAAAUCAAUGGCACUGCUCAGGGUAAGCAAGGGUGGCUGAGUUGAGCCGAUAGUUCUUUUGCAAGCAGCUUUCUAGUCCUGCCCAUUGUAUGCUGGGAUUUAUAGUCCUGAGACACACAAACUAGACUACGACAAAGCAUUUCUGAUUGAUUUAUACCA